AUGUUUUCCAUGAAGAUCUUCCUCUUGGUCCUGUGUGUGGUGGGCACAGUCUGGACUACAGACCCUGGAGAAGGUGAAUUUUUAGCUGAAGGAGGAGGUGUGCGUGGUCCAAGAGUCGUGGAAAAAUCACGAUCUACUUGCAAAGAAACAGACUGGCCCUUCUGUGCUGAUGAAGACUGGACUCAAAAAUGCCCUUCUGGCUGCAGGAUGAAAGGGUUGAUAGAUGAGAUCAACCAAGAUUUUACAAGCAGAAUAAGUAAACUUCAAAAUGCACUAUUUGAUUAUCAGAAAAAUAACAAGGAUUCUACCUCUGUGACCACAGAUAUGUUGGAAUAUUUGACAGGAAACAUGGCCCAAGCCAACAACUAUGACAGCAAUUAUAACCAAGUGGCAGAAGAACUCAGAAGCAGGAUUGAGGUCCUGAGGCGCAAAGUCAUAGAGAAAGUAAAGCACAUCCAACUCCUACAGAACAGCGUCAGGGCUCAGCUGGUAGACAUGAAGCGGCUAGAAGUGGACAUUGACAUGAAGAUCAGGUCAUGCCAAGGUUCCUGCAACAGGGUUUUAUCUCAUCAGAUCGACCUAAAGGACUACGAAGAGCAGCAGAAACAACUGGCGCAGAUCAUUUCCAAGGACUUGCUCCCCCCUACGGACAGGCGAUAUUUACCACUGAUGAAAAUGACUCCAGUGACAGAUUUCGUUCCCGGAGAAUACAAAAGUCAGCUUCAGGAGGCCAUUCCAGAGUUGAAAGCGUUAACAGAAAUGAAGCAGAUGAAAAUGGUAUUAGAGAAGUACGGUAGAGAGGAGAGUGCCCGAGGAGAUUCUGUCUCUUACAGCCCAGGAUCAGAGCCCGGAAGCCACAGGAACCCUACUCCAGGAGGUGACGGACACUGGAGUUCCGGGAACUCUGAAUACGGCCCUGGUCGUUGGAAUUCUGGAAGCUUUGGACCUGGCAACUUCGGCACCAGGAACCCUGGAAGCUCUGGAGCUGGAAAUACAAGACCAGAUAGCUCAGGCUAUGGGAACACCAGGCCUACCAACCCAGACUGGGGUACAUUUGAAGAGACUCCUGUAAGUUCAGGGACCAGGAAAGAAUACCACCACACAGAGAAACUGACUACUUCUAAAGGGGAUAAAGAGCUCUUGAUUAGCAAUGAGAAGACCAGGCCCGGUAGCAGUAGCAUAUCAACCACUCAUCGUUCCUGCUCUAAAACCAUCACCAAGACAGUGACUGGUGCUGACGGGCACAAGGAAGUGGUGAAAGAAGUGAUACACUCAGAAGACGGCUCCAGCUGCCCAGAGGUCAUAGAUUCAUUUUCAGUGCCCUCUUUUAUGUCCAAAGGUAGCCUGGAUGAGUUCUCCCUCAGGCACCCUUCCGAAGCCUCUUUCUUCGACACUUCCUCGACUACGAAUGCAUUUGCGUUCCCAGGUCUACUCUCUACACACAGAGAGUUACUGGAGGGGACCCAGUCUGUGGGCUCAGACUCUGACUUCACGCAUGCCAAGGAAACCACUUCUCAUCACCUCAGUGUGCCUGACAGUAGCAAAACUACAAGAAAGCAGAUGGUGACCAGUCACACAACAUUUAGCAGAGGAGGCUCUGCUGUGGACUCCAAAAGCUACAAGCUGGCCGACGAUGCAGGAAGUGAAGCUGACCGCGAAGUUCGCAGACACACCUAUGUCACCAGCAGAAGCUAUGCUAAAACCCGUCCUUCCAGAGACUGUGAUGAUGCCCUCCAAACACAUCCUUCAGGUGCCAAAAGUGGCAUUUUCAAUAUCAAGCUACCGGGAUCCAGUAAGAUUUUUUCUGUUUAUUGCGAUCAAGAGACCAGUUUGGGAGGAUGGCUUUUGAUCCAGCAAAGAAUGGAUGGAUCAUUGAAUUUUAACCGGACUUGGCAAGACUACAAGAAAGGUUUCGGCAGCCUGAAUGACAAGGGGGAAGGAGAAUUCUGGCUAGGCAACGAUUACCUCCACUUCUUAACCCUAAGGGGCUCUAUCCUUAGGGUCGAAUUAGAAGACUGGUCUGGGAGAGGUGCCUAUGCAGAGUAUCACUUCCGGGUAGGCUCUGAGGCUGAAGGCUAUGCCCUGCACGUCUCCGCCUACCAGGGCACGGCAGGGGAUGCUCUGAUUGAAGGUUCCACAGAGGAAGGGGCAGAGUACACCUCUCACAACAGCAUGCAAUUCAGCACCUUUGACAGGGAUGCAGACCGCUGGGAAGAGAACUGUGCAGAAAUCUAUGGAGGAGGCUGGUGGUACAACAAUUGCCAGGCAGCCAAUCUCAAUGGUAUCUACUACCCCGGGGGCCCCUAUGAUCCGAGGAAUAACAGCCCCUACGAGAUUGAAAAUGGAGUGGUCUGGGUCCCCUUUCGAGGAGCAGAUUACUCGCUCAGAGUGGUUCGCAUGAAAAUCAGGCCUCUGAGGACCCAAUAGGCUGAAACGUUUGGAGUGGAAGCAGUUCUAGUUUCUUUGCUUGUUUAACAAAGUGGAGGGAAAGCAAGGAAGAUGUCAAGAUUAUUUACAACCUGCU
Molecule: messenger RNA, 2524 nt
Organism: Ochotona princeps (American pika)
Lineage: Eukaryota; Metazoa; Chordata; Mammalia; Lagomorpha; Ochotonidae
Gene: FGA
Product: fibrinogen alpha chain
Exons: 6
Coding region: 1-2427 (808 amino acids)
Biological process (GO): platelet activation; blood coagulation, common pathway; blood coagulation
Cellular component (GO): fibrinogen complex
Molecular function (GO): extracellular matrix structural constituent; signaling receptor binding
Source: RefSeq, a predicted model, not a curated record